Phalaenopsis equestris is the source of this 1569-nucleotide messenger RNA. Its product is annotated as deoxyhypusine synthase. The transcript has 7 exons. The coding region runs from base 226 to 1362 and encodes 378 amino acids. Gene Ontology annotation, molecular function: deoxyhypusine synthase activity. Gene Ontology annotation, biological process: peptidyl-hypusine biosynthetic process. Lineage: Eukaryota; Viridiplantae; Streptophyta; Magnoliopsida; Asparagales; Orchidaceae. The record is from RefSeq and is a predicted model, not a curated record. Gene Ontology annotation, cellular component: cytoplasm.
CCUCUCAAUAAUCUGCAUGUAAUGAGUUUCGCGCUUUCGUAGAUCCACUUGUUAGAGAUAAGUGAGCUCUGAAUAACCUGGCACUUACGCAGCGCUGCUUACGUGCGCAAAUAUUUUCCCGUCGGGGGCGGGAUCUCUCUUCCGAAUUCCGUUUGUAUUGGCUUGCGCUGCUCUCCGAGACUAGGUUUAACGCCAAGGAGUGGUAUUCGGCGAAGCAGUAGGGUAAUGGCCGGCGCCGCUGGCGAAGGUCAGCGGGAAAACCUCGAAGCUAUUCGUUCCGUCGUCUUUAAGGAAUCUGAAACCUUGGACGAGGUGAGAUUUCAGAAGAUCUCUGGCUAUGAUUUCAACCGCGGCGUUGAUUUCAGAGGGCUUCUGGAUUCCAUGGUCUCCACUGGUUUCCAGGCAUCAAACCUAGGAGACGCCGUCGAGAUCGUCAAUCAGAUGUUAGAUUGGAGGCUUUCCCAUGAGAAACCAACAGAAGAUUGCGCCGAAGAAGAGUUGGAUCCUUCGUUCAGGGAAUCCGUCAAAUGCAAAAUUUUUCUGGGCUUUACUUCGAAUCUAGUAUCAUCAGGUGUUCGGGAUAUCAUCCGGUUUCUUGUGGAGCAUAGAAUGGUGGAUGUUGUGGUUACAACUGCUGGUGGCAUAGAAGAAGACCUUAUAAAGUGUCUUGCACCGACAUAUAGAGGUGAUUUUUCUUUACCUGGGGCGUAUCUUCGCUCUAAAGGAUUGAAUAGAAUUGGGAACCUGUUGGUUCCUAAUGAUAAUUACUGCAGAUUUGAGAAUUGGAUCACUCCAAUUCUUGACCAAAUGCUAGAAGAACAAUCAAUGAAGGAUGUGAAUUGGACACCUUCAAAAGUGAUUUCACGCUUGGGAAAAGAAAUAAAUGAUGAAAGUUCGUACUUGUAUUGGGCAUAUAAGAAUGGAAUACCUGUCUUCUGCCCUGGACUAACUGAUGGAUCUCUUGGAGACAUGUUGUAUUGUCAUGCGAUAAGAAGCGGUGGUUUGAAUGUUGACAUUGUUCAAGAUAUACGAUCCAUGAAUAGCGAAGCUGUUCGAGCUGGUCUUAGGAAGACUGGAAUGAUUAUUCUAGGCGGCGGACUUCCAAAACACCAUAUUUGUAAUGCCAACAUGAUGCGUAACGGUUCAGAUUAUGCUGUUUUCAUCAACACCGCACAAGAGUUUGAUGGCAGUGAUUCAGGAGCUCAGCCUGAUGAGGCUGUUUCAUGGGGAAAAAUAAGAGCCUCUGCAAAAACGGUCAAAGUACACUGCGAUGCAACCAUUGCUUUCCCCCUGCUUGUUGCUGUAACAUUUGCAAGAAGGUUUGAAGAUGCUUCUACUUCGGCCGACAUUAAAUCCGACUAAACCCAGUGAGCUUAUCCCUCACCUAAGUUAAGAUUUCCUCGUUGUAUUUGUGCUUUCUGUGACUCUGGCUAACAUUUUGAUCAUUAGCGGAUAGUUUGAGACAGCUUGUAGGGAUCGGUUGUUAUGCUGACAAAAAACAAACCAUUUAAUUAAUAUAUAAUUCAACAUUUUUGAAAUGUUCCUAUUUACAAAAUUAACAUUGCCAAU